Messenger RNA from Schistocerca cancellata (South American locust), 3679 nucleotides. RefSeq lists its product as uncharacterized. The record is from RefSeq and is a predicted model, not a curated record. Bases 1 to 1944 code for a protein of 647 amino acids. NCBI's taxonomy places the organism in Eukaryota, Metazoa, Arthropoda, Insecta, Orthoptera, Acrididae. Gene Ontology annotation, molecular function: protein binding. The transcript has 10 exons.
AUGGCUGAAGAGAACACGAGUACUUUCAACUCGGAACUUGCUAGCACUAGCUUUGAUGAGGUUGAUGAAGACGAUGCCUUCGAAGCUGACCUUCUAGAGAAGUUGGACUCCAGCGGCAUGUGCAAGCUGCGGGAACAUUUCUUCUGCAAGGAAGGCCAAAAAUACGACCAACAGAGGAAGCUGUCGGGCAGCAUUCCUGGUUACAAAUACUCUGGGUUGUCACUCAACAGAGACGAGUUCAUCGAGGCGAUGGAAAGCGCUAUGGGUGCGCCUGUGGAAGCGGCGGUUGGCGCCCGGCUGUUUAGCGCGCUGGACGCCCACAACCGCGGCCUGGUGUGGUGGGAGGAGGUCCUCGACUACCUGAUCGACAAGGCGGGCCGCCGCGACCGCGACAGACUCUCCUGGCAGCCGCUGGAGGCUCGACACACCGUGCACCACCUGCCGCACUGCAAGCGCGAGCCGGUGCUGCGGGUGCUGGGGCUGCGGACGGCGAGCUCGUUCUGCUACCUGGCGGCGUGCCGGCUGGGCCGCGUGGGGCUGUACGGCGGCCGGCUGGAGCCGCUGGAGGAGUACGUGCUGCCGCUGGGGGCGACGCGCCGCCGCCGCCUCGCGCACACCUGGCUCACGGACGCACUGCACCUGCCCGACGCCGCCGCCGUGCUCUACCUCGCCUCCGACCGCAGCCUGCUCCUCUACGACGCCUCCUGCUUGGUGCAGACGCCAUUGUGCGUGGUGAGUGGGAUGCGGAACGUGGCCGAGUGUGCGUGCUACGCAGCCUCCGACGUGCACGCAUCGGGCCGGUCCACGCUCUACAUGGGAGACGACCACGGCAACGUCAUCACACUCGUCUUUCACCAGCCGCGGGUCUCGCUCUUCCGCAAGAAGCACCCUGACAAACUCGACAGAUACUACUGGGUGGAGCUGGAACAGCAGACGGAGUGGGUGUCGGUGCGGGUGGACGAGGGCGUGCACGCCGGCGCGGUGCGGCAGCUGGCCUACUGCCCGGACAACGACACCCUGGUCUCCUGCAGCCACGACCCCGCCGCCACCGUCGUCGUCAGGCACGCCCCCGCACGCCGCGCCCCCUACAUCUUCCGGCUCGCCAGGGGCGUGCGCUGCUUCCACAUGGAGCGCCGCCUAAAGCUUUUGGCCACGGGCAGCAGCGACUGCGUGGUGCGAUUGUGGAACCCCGUGGUCACCAACCAGCCCACCGCUUCGCUCUUCGGCCACGCGGCUGCCGUCGUCGAUGUCCUCGUCAUGCCAGACAUGGACGUCGUCUUCAGUUGUUCCACUGACGGGGUGGUGAAGGCGUGGGACGUGUGGGACCAGUGCUGCGUGCAGACAGUGAGUGUGCGCGGACCCCUGGAGCUGGGGCUGGAACACGCGCCGCCACUGCCGCCGCCCUCGCGAGAGCACCGACCGGCCGUCCCGUCACCCUGGCAGGCGGCAGAAGCGCGCGGCAUCAUUACCCCGGACUCGUCUGUCUACAGCCAGUCCAGUAUAUGUGGCGACAGCGAGAGCGGAUCUCCUUCACAGUCGCCGUCGCCACCACCACCUAGCAACCACGACAGACCGGAAACGCCAGAGGUUGCCACCACUUCCGGUCGCAUGCCCGAGCUGCCGCCGCCACCGGUGUUGCCUCAUUCUCCCGGGCCGCCGCACGAUCUGCAUUCGCGCCGCGCGCGCCACGAACGGCGGAUCCGCCAAUUGCGCCCGGUGGUGGGGCAGUGCGCACCGCAUCUGGCACUGGAGCUACACGAGCCAGUGGAACUGCGGCUGUCGCCAGCGCUGCCACCGCCGCCCGGACUGGCGGCGCGACACCCGGAGCGCACGGCGCGCCUGCUGCAGCAGCCGGAGCGGCUGGCGAGAGCACGACUGCUGUCGCCAAGCUCCGUGUCCGUGAUGAGCGCCCGUAGCGCCAGCAGCAGCGACACACGCAAGUAGUGUGCUCUCAGCACGUGAAAUACGCACACGCAGCGGCAAUGGUGCACUAAAUAUCGGUCCACAUGCUGCGUUUCAUUCUGCAGUCUGACAUUUAAAAACUGUUUUGUACUCUCACUUCAGUUACACUAUCAGAAGUGGAAAUUGCUACAUCAUUAAGCGCCGAUCCUAUAUUUACCAAACUAUUUGGAGAUGUUCACACAUAGCGGGUAUUAAAAUUUCAUUCCAUUCGGAACUGAUGUUCAUCGUGGACUUCCUUAUGAGAUGAGACCCUUACAGGCAUGAACAAACUCUUGUAUUCAGUUGGUAUAGAAGCAUGCAACAUCUGAGUGAUACAUUGAAGAUUUUCUAGCCAUGCCUAAAAUACAUGCUGUGUCAGUUCAUGAAGAUUGCUGGUUGAAGGCUAGUCUAGAAGUACAUGUCUUUCCAUCGCAUCCCAGACAUGCUCUGUGGGUGACACAUCAGAUAACAGGACUGCUAGUCAAGGAUCUAUAGUUUUAUCAAGGUGUUUGUGCUGUGAAAUGCAGUUUGGAGCGUGCAUUAUCUCAUUGGAAUAUCCCAUUUGGAGCCCUGAUCACGAAGGGUAUGACAACAGCGUUUACCAUUUUUUCUACCCACAGAUUAGCAUUCAGCUUCCCUUCAGUGAUUACCAAAUCUGCCCUGUUGCCCAUAUUCGGUAGCUAUCCACGCCACAAUUCCAAGAGCUGGAGAAUUAUAGUUUUUGAGAAUAGCUCCUGUCUGAGAGCUUUCACCAAGUCUUUUACAGACUCGUUGGUGUCAAUCAGACAAGUCUACAUUUUUUGUGGUAUGGUGUUAGCAGUAAACUACACAAGGCAACUUGAGACUUCAACCCAGUUUCCAGCAACUUUCUAGUGGCAGUUCAUGGUGAUACAUUCCUUGUAAUUUCUUCCGAGUUUCCAAAUGUUGUCAUUUAUUUUUCAAACCCAGUCAAGCAACCCUACAUUCUAGGGUCAAGCAAGCCUACAUUCUUCGCAUGGUGUAUUUCUCCUAUGAGGAACUGUACCUACACUUCUUAACAUACUAUUGUCCCAAGUUCAUCUCAUUUUCACGUAUUCUGCAGUCAUUGCGUUACUCCCAGCUAAGUGUGUGAUCUGUUGGUAUGAUGCCCGAUUGUCCUUUAUUCUGACAAAUCUAUCUUUUCUCAGUGUCCAAUACAUCAUGGUAAGCUGUGUGUGCCCAUCCUCUGCAUAUUCUGUGUUGCAAGCCCCACCUGAAAAAUUCCAGUAACGUUAAACACACUCAGUACCCAUCAUUACAUCCACUACUUCUUGCCUGUAGAAUACUUGCUUUAGAGCAUUGAGAAUAAUCUCACAUAAGGCUGAACUUUUAAUCAAUAUAUCCCAUGGGGUUGAAAUACCAGAGUAUCAGCUUAGUAGUGUUUACACACUCUGCACAUGUUGUAACACUUUCCAUUUCUGUCAGUGUAAUCCCUCAGGGAUGACAUGUUACUGUCUUGAUUUUUUGCCCUUUUCCUUGUUACUAAAACAAAUAAAAAUCCAGUCGGUGUGCGUCCGAGACAGAAACAGCAUUAAAUACUAUCGAUUUCGUGGUUACUAAAACGAUACAGUGCUCUUAUGUAAAACUACUUUGUGUCACACUGAACUUGGAGAUUAAUAAAAUUACCUACAAAUGGAGACUGAAGUUACAGCUCUGUCACUGUGCCAAUCAAUUUCUUUUUUUCUUUUUUUUUAUGUAGGUUCAUGUGGCUCAAACUUUU